GUAACCUGAUGCGUUGACUCUGAGGGAGGGGGACGUACGUUACGCUGUUUACGUAAAUGCGCUGUGAGGAAUCGAGGAGUUGCCGUGAGUCGGAAUGUCGGUGUGAGAGACUCGGUUACUGAGGCGACUCGGGUACGUCAACAUAAUAAUGGUAGCACAACAGAAGAACCUGGAAGGAUAUGUGGGCUUCGCAAACCUCCCCAACCAAGUUUACAGAAAGUCGGUGAAGAGAGGCUUCGAGUUCACGCUAAUGGUCGUGGGAGAGUCGGGACUGGGGAAGUCGACCCUCAUCAACUCGCUCUUCCUCACAGAUCUGUACUCUUCAGAGUAUCCCGGACCUUCUCACAGAAUCAAGAAGACUGUUCAGGUGGAACAGUCCAAGGUGCUGGUGAAAGAGGGGGGGGUGCAGCUGCUGCUCACUAUCGUGGACACGCCGGGAUUCGGAGAUGCCGUAGACAACAGCAACUGCUGGCAGCCGGUGAUCGAUCACAUCGACAGUAAGUUUGAGGAUUACCUCAACGCAGAGUCGCGCGUCAACAGGCGGCAGAUGCCUGACAAUAGAGUGCAAUGCUGCUUGUACUUCAUCGCCCCCUCUGGUCACGGGCUGAAGCCCCUGGACAUCGAGUUCAUGAAGCGGUUACACGAAAAAGUCAACAUCAUCCCGCUCAUCGCCAAAGCAGACACACUGACUCCGGAGGAGUGCCAGCAGUUCAAGAAGCAGAUAAUGCGAGAAAUCCAGGAGCACAAAAUCAAGAUCUACGAGUUCCCUGAAACGGAUGAUGAAGAGGAGAACAAACUAGUGAAGAAGAUUAAGGACCGACUGCCGCUCGCCGUCGUCGGCAGCAACACCAUCAUCGAGGUAAACGGGAAGCGUGUGAGAGGGAGGCAGUACCCCUGGGGUGUGGCUGAGGUUGAGAACGGAGAGCACUGUGACUUCACGAUCUUACGAAACAUGCUCAUCAGAACCCACAUGCAGGACCUGAAGGACGUGACUAAUAACGUUCACUACGAGAAUUACCGCAGCAGGAAGCUCGCCGCCGUCACCUACAAUGGAGCGGACAACAACAAGAGCAAAGGCCAACUCACCAAAUUUGAGACAGUUGAUGGCAUGAGUCCCCUGGCUCAGAUGGAGGAGGAGAGGAGAGAGCAUGUGGCUAAGAUGAAGAAGAUGGAGAUGGAGAUGGAGCAGGUGUUUGAGAUGAAGGUGAAGGAGAAGCUCCAGAAGCUGAAGGACUCUGAGACGGAGCUGCAGCGGCGUAAUGAGCAGAUGAGGAAGAACCUGGAGGCUCAGCAUAAAGAGCUGGAGGAGAAGAGGAGGCAGUUUGAGGAGGAGAAAGCAGGCUGGGAGGUUCAACAACGCCUGGUGGAGCAGCAGAAACUCGACGCCUCUAGGACUUUGGAGAAAAACAAGAAGAAAAAGAUCUUUUAAAGUGGAUCAGCCAUCAUGAUGUACCAGUUGCCAACGAUGCCAGCCUGACUGUCUGUCGGUCAUACA
Messenger RNA from Tachysurus fulvidraco (yellow catfish), 1495 nucleotides. RefSeq names its product septin 7a (gene septin7a). The transcript has 15 exons. Gene Ontology annotation, molecular function: GTP binding; GTPase activity; molecular adaptor activity. The record is from RefSeq and is a predicted model, not a curated record. Bases 149 to 1429 code for a protein of 426 amino acids. Gene Ontology annotation, cellular component: septin ring; septin complex; microtubule cytoskeleton. NCBI's taxonomy places the organism in Eukaryota, Metazoa, Chordata, Actinopteri, Siluriformes, Bagridae. Gene Ontology annotation, biological process: cytoskeleton-dependent cytokinesis; cilium assembly.